AUGUCGCCCCCACCGCCCCCCUCCCGCUGGCCAGCCCCCUACAAAGCAGCCAUCUCCUUCACCAUGGACAACCUAGGCGAAGCCCAAGACGUCCUCAAUGGCAAGUGGCCUCACCCCAUCGGCACCCACCCGGCAGUCACCAACCAACUCCCGCGCAUGCUGUCACUUCUCGAAAAGCACAACAUCAAAGCCACGUACUUUGCCGAGUCAUGGAGCUUGUCUGCCUACCCUGACGCUAUUAAAUCACUGCAAGAUGCUGGUCACGAAGUAGCUUGGCAUGGGUACCAGCACGAAGUCUGGAAGAAUCUUUCCCCCGAAGCAGAGCAGGAGAAUUUCGAUAAGAGCUGGGAGGAAGCAAGGAAAGCUGGUAUCAAGUACGAGGGGUUUCGUCCACCUGGGGGGAGUAUCAAUGAUGGGACUUGGGGGUUGCUGAAGGAGCAUGGUGUGAGAUAUGUCUCACCACUAGGGGAGCUAGGGAUUGGGAAAGAGGGGGUGGUGGUGCUGCCGUUUGAGUGGAGAGGGGUGGAUGCUUUCUGGUAUAUGGAUAAGUUCAGAGGCAUAAGGGAGGAUCAUGGCGAGAGAGAAGAGCUGGAGAACCCCGAGGAAGAUUUGAAGGGGUGGUUGACGAGUAAGAUGGAGGAGAUCAGACAGACGGGUGGAUAUCUCUCUGUUUUGUUCCAUCCGUUUCUACAGACAGACGAAAAGAAGUUUGCCAUGUUGGAGGAGGUGCUUGGGAGGAUUGCCGCUGAGAAAGAUGUUUGGGUGGCUCCUUGCAAGGAGGUUGCUGAGUGGGUCAGAGGGCAUCCUGGUUCGUUCGAAGGUGGAAGGUGA
Podospora anserina S mat+ is the source of this 831-nucleotide messenger RNA. RefSeq lists its product as uncharacterized. Gene Ontology annotation, molecular function: hydrolase activity, acting on carbon-nitrogen (but not peptide) bonds. The record is from RefSeq and is a predicted model, not a curated record. The transcript has a single exon. Bases 1 to 831 code for a protein of 276 amino acids. Gene Ontology annotation, biological process: carbohydrate metabolic process. NCBI's taxonomy places the organism in Eukaryota, Fungi, Ascomycota, Sordariomycetes, Sordariales, Podosporaceae.